UCGACCUGCUUUUUUUUCUCUUCUGCAUUUCACAACAGUCAUGCUGCCAGGAAGAGCUCUGCAGGCUUUCCUCUCAGCUCUCCACUGACACCAGGAAGAAGCUCCAGAACACAGAACACCGAAUUUAUUUAUCAUUCCUGCAGAGAGGAAGACUUUGAGCAGCUCAGGAUGAAGAGAGCUGCGUGUUUCCUGCUCUCUGUGUACGCAGCAGCUCCUGUCAUCCUCUACCUGCUGCCCUGGAUCCUGGGACAUGUCAUUUUCUGUCACUUCUUGAGGUUUCCAUACUCUGUGGAUCUGAGCCGACCUGCAGACGUCCUGAACCACACCUGCAACUUCUACCUGAGCCCGGAGGAGGGGGUCUCCGUGGGGGUCUGGCAUACGAUUCCUGCCAGCCAAUGGGAGGGGUCCGAGGGGAGGGGCCCCGAGUGGUACCGGGAGACCCUGGGGGAUGGACGACCUGUUAUUAUCUAUCUCCAUGGAAACUUAGGGACCAGAGCCAUCCAUCACCGAGUGGAGCUGGUGAAGAUUUUAAGUGCUGCAGGGUACCAUGUCCUAUCUUUAGACUACAGAGGUUUUGGAGACUCCAUUGGAGAGCCCAGUGAGGAAGGGUUAACCAGUGACGCCCUCUGCCUGUACCGCUGGGUCCUGCAGCACAGCCGGGGCGCUGCGGUGGCUCUGUGGGGGCACUCUCUGGGAUCAGGAGUGGCAACAAAUACUGCCGUGAAAAUCCAGGAGCAAGGCUCUGCUGUCGACGCGUUGAUCCUGGAAGCUGCGUUCACAACAAUCGGAGAAGUGGUCGCCAUCCAUCCGGUCACUAAGAUGUACAUGUUCCUGCCAGGAUUCGAGAGCUUGAUUUGGAGCAUUUUGCACAUGAACAACAUUGUGUUUGCUAGUGAUAAAAAUUUGCAGACGUUGAGCAGCCCUCUCCUCGUCCUGCACUCAGAGGACGAUCACGUCGUUCCCUAUCACAUGGGGCUGAAGCUGUACGAGAUAUCCCUGCAGGCUCAGAAACAGUAUAAGACAGAUGUCCAGGUGGAGAUGAUUUCCUACAGCGCAGAUCUGGGAUUCUCCCACAACAACAUCUACCUCGACCCCAAUCUGACCAGCAGGCUCGGGAAUUUUCUACAAACCCUGAGAAAGUAGAGCGUCCUGCAGAGUAAAACCACAUCGAAGAGAUUCCAACAUACAGAUUUAUUUUUGUCACAAAACAAAAGCACUGAUUAUACAUAUUAAAUGACAUGUGUUUACCACUGAGACAAAGCACUUUAAAUCAUUAAUGAAGUUUUAUUUGGCUAAAGGAUGCAGAGGUUAAUGCAUGUUUGUUCUGCCUGCAGUUACUGAGGCUCUGUCGCUCAUUAAACGCAGCAUGAAUUUGCAGGACUGUGAUUUAAAUCCAGUUUAUUUCGCUGCUCUGUUUCCGACGUCCCACUGAAUUCCUGAAACGCAGAAACUCCCACGACAUGAACUCCAGGAAUGUUGAAUAUGAUGAAGUUAUUUAACCUUGUUCUCCACUCUGGCUCUUUCUCCACUGUGUGUGUUGAUGUUUAAGGACUAACACACAUUUAUAUUUAACUGCUGUGAUUUGUACGGAAGCCCUGAGAGGCAAACAAGAAAUAAAACUCUGGUUAUCUAAGUGUGAUAGGUGUGUCUCCCCUGUGUUUCUGAAUCAAACAUGUCAAAUCAUUUCCAACGUUUUUGGGAGUUUUUUUGGAUGCAUUAAAUAUUUCCUGGAUUUAGAAAAAUAUGAAUUUACUUUCUAUAUUUUCUGACCUGUGAUAAAAAAAACAGUUUUGGCAAUUAUUU
Eleginops maclovinus (Patagonian blennie) is the source of this 1803-nucleotide messenger RNA. Its product is annotated as lysophosphatidylserine lipase ABHD12-like. The transcript is spliced from 12 exons. The record is from RefSeq and is a predicted model, not a curated record. Gene Ontology annotation, biological process: monoacylglycerol catabolic process; phosphatidylserine catabolic process. Gene Ontology annotation, cellular component: endoplasmic reticulum membrane. Lineage: Eukaryota; Metazoa; Chordata; Actinopteri; Perciformes; Eleginopidae. Bases 169 to 1143 code for a protein of 324 amino acids. Gene Ontology annotation, molecular function: monoacylglycerol lipase activity; phosphatidylcholine lysophospholipase A1 activity.